This is a messenger RNA of Oncorhynchus gorbuscha (pink salmon), 1451 nucleotides long. RefSeq lists its product as uncharacterized. The record is from RefSeq and is a predicted model, not a curated record. Lineage: Eukaryota; Metazoa; Chordata; Actinopteri; Salmoniformes; Salmonidae. The coding region runs from base 171 to 1025 and encodes 284 amino acids. The transcript has a single exon.
AGCGGUAACUGGAGUGGAAUCCUGGGGACAGUAAGACAGAGACUGGGUUUUUGGGGACUACGACAGCUGACUUUUGAGGGCAAGGUUUUAAUCAUGUGAUUUUACCUGUGCUUUUAUUAAUCAGUUUUGUUUUUAUCCCCCCUCGAAGGAGUAUUUUAGACCUAGAGAGGAUGAUUUUUUACUUCCUGUGGGGAAGCAAGUGGGAGAGGCUAAUGAGGGAGGUGGUCAAGAGGCCCAGGUCCAAGGGGGGGAAAGGCUUGCCUGACCUCUACUUGUUCCUGGGCAGCCGCUACACAGCGUUACAUCUGACUCUUGCCACCUCCCCGGUCAACAACAAGACUCAGGCCCUCGCACGGUUCUGGCUGGGAUCUUACCUCAGGACUCUGAGGCUGAUCCAGGUCGACCUGCAAGCCCCAGUCUCUUUCCUGCUACCCCCGCACUACGUCCAGCUCCAGAAGUUUUUAAGACAUUUUAAACUGGAAAAAGAAACAGUCACGGUCUUAACAAAACACCGCUCUCUUCUCUCUCUUGUGCAGGAUCGUGAACCAGUGUGUCCAGUGCGCGGGUUCGCUAUAGGUGAGCCCACAACGGUUUGGCGCAACGUGGCCCAUCCUGCUCUCCUGAACCGGCAUCGGGACCUGUCCUGGAUGGUCGCCCACGAGAUCCUCCCGGUCAGGGCCGUUAUGCACUCACGGGGCAUGGCGAGGACAUCCGCGUGCCCCCGACCAGGCUGCGGCCAAGAAGAGUCGGUGAGGCACAUGCUCUGGGAGUGCAGAGCCGCCAAGGACCUGUGGAAGGAAGCAGGCCCCCUGAUCACCUCGUGUCUGCCAGCAGGGGAGGACCUAACACCUCAGCUCACCCUCACGUGUCUGAAUGAAGCACUGUGGUCCUCCCGUAACCUGCUGGUAGCGAAAAACGUAGAGACCACCCCCCAGGCAGUGGCCAUGGUAGCCACGGAAGCCCUGGGGUGGUACGGAUGGAAGGGGGCCUCGACCCCAGGCGAAGGGUCCCCCACAACACCCUAGGUCCCGGCGGCCACGGCCUGACAGUGCUGCGGCGCCUAGGACGAUGCGCCUAGGGGAGGGAUCUCCUCUGGGCCCCGAAGGACGGGACGAUGACCUAUUCAGAAGAGCAGGAUGAGGUGAGCUUGAUAAAGACUCACCCUGCUCCUGUACAAGGGACCGAAGACAGCCUUUUAACAAAGUGGCUUUUUAACAUGUUUUUCAUGUCUUAAAAAAUGUUUUACCUUUGUUAGAUCAUUAGUACACAUUUUAAAUGGUUUUUACAGAUUUGAUGUUUUUACAAGGAAAGUUGUUUUCAUUGGUUUUAACAACAUGUACUCUUUAGCAAAUUUAAAUGUAACUUUCAAAUGCUGUGUUUUAUGCUUUGUUGACAUUUUUAUGUGAAAAAAUGAUGUAAAAAAUAUAUGAGCUACUUUUAAAGGAAUUGUG